AAAGAAGGGAGGGAGAAGACUGACUGAUUAACCCUGGUGUAUGGCAGGGUGAUGAAGGCUGCGUGCCGUCCCCAUGUUGUCUCUAUUUCUCUCAGUGACCCUGGUGGUCUUCCAGGGCCACGCCGCUACCAACCACGUGACUCCUUGCACACUGGAGGCUGCCUGUUCCGCCCAACGCUCACAUCCCACGCCCACAUCUUGGUACACGAGUGCUGUCACGGAGAGCAGCGCCGCCACUACUGCGCAGGGCGUGACGUCGGCUGGGCGUCGGGAUAAGAGGACCAAACACGGCAAGUGGUUGAAGAGUGUUCUUGAGGUGACAGAGGCGGGGAAUGAGUCUAGCACACUGCGAGACCUGCACGGGGUGAAGAAGAGUCCAUCCAGGGCACGGCAGUUACGCGUGCCCUUCAACCUAAGCCAACGAGAGGCCCUUCCUGUCUGCCUGAACCACGCCUCGCCAGCCACGCGGUCUAGGCCGAGGCGCGCCACGCUUCCGGCUACUCAGAACACCCACAAGGCACAUGGCCACCGCAGUCACUUCCACCAUCACCAACAGGAGCAGAAGGCGAGGCAAGAUACUGGACGUCGACUGAGGAAGCGUCAUCAAGGGCGGCAACAUCACCAGCAUCAGCGACUUCCCAGUCUGCAGUUCUCUCAGUCUGAGUAUCGCGUGACGCUGAAGGAGGACGUGCCCAUCCACACCUCCCUCCUGACGGUGGACGUGAGUGACGCUGAGGGGGCGGAGUUGAAGUACCAGCUGAGCGAUGCCAUCAAUUUUGGGAUCAGCGAGGAGGGGGUCAUCUUCACUCUCCGCCAGCUGGACCACGAGGGCUCCGGCGGCCGCUACUCCCUACAGGUCACGGCCGAGGAGCUGGGCGGUGGAUGGUGGGCGAGGUCAGCCAGCGCUCAGAUGAGCAUUAAGGUGAUGGACGCCCCGGAGCCGCCACGGUUUGACGUCCAGCACUACCAGUUCACCAUCUCGGAGUUCGCGCGGGAAGGCAGCUACGUGGGCACCGUGCGAGCGAAGGAUGAUGACGGAGAUCUCGACCGGUACUUCUUGCGUGGGAGGGACGUGACAGAAUCGUUCGCCAUUGACGCCAGCACGGGAGUCAUCACACUGGAGGAGAACCCGGACGGCUCACACUGGCAAUACCACCUCAAGGCAGGGGCAGAGGACCGCUUGGGACACGUUACUCUCGUCCCCGUCAGCGUCUUCUUCAUCUCCGGAAAUCCAGCUUACGAGCCGCUUGUCUCCGUAACUCAAGGUGACAGCGGCCGCCGCCCAGCCUUUCCGGAUUGUGAGUCUUAUGAGGAUACCCACGUGAUGGAGAAUGUGACGGCAGGCAGCCCUGUACUAACGGUGGUGGCUACUGACGAGGACAGCUGGCCUAGCGGCGCUCUCUCCUAUUCCCUUAUCCACAGCUUCAAUACCUUUGCCAUCCAGGCGUCCAGCCAGCGCGGUCACAUCACGACCACCCGGCGGCUGGAUCGUGACGAGGGAGAUGAGGAGUUUAUGCUGACGGUGGUAGCCAAAGAUAGCGGCUCCCCUCCCCUCCAGGCCUCGUGUUCCUUCAGGGUGAUAGUGGACGACCUCAAUGACAACUCCCCUGUGUUUAAUCAAGAGCGGUACGAUCAGACGCUGGCCACGGAUCACAACCUGGCCCUGCCCGUUGUGCGUGUCGCCGCCUCAGAUAGGGACACUGGCAGGAACGCACAUCUUACCUACCACCUGGAGGGCCACCCAAACCACCUCGAGUUCUUCUACCUGGAGCCCAUCACGGGGGUGCUCACUUUGAAGCGACACCUGCAUGACGCCAUGGCCAACACUAAGACCUUCGAUAUGCGUGUGCGGGCGGUGGACGGUGGUACACCUCCUCUGUGGUCCACGGCGCCCAUCACCGUACGUGUGGUGUCCUCGGGGGAGCUGCCGCCCUCAGUGUCCACCCAGCACCCGCGGCAGCCAGCUAUUCCAGAGAACACAACGGAGAACACAGACGUGGUGGUGGUCUGUGCGAGGUCCAACUUACCGAAGGCUCCCAAUGUUUACUUCACCCUUCUGAACGGCGACACUCCUGAGACCAAUUCAGACGGAACCUUCGCUCUCAGACAAGUGCCGGACCAUCAGGAGGAUCUGUGCGGCAACAACUCCGGCGUGAGUGUGUUUGUGGCCACCAGGAACCUCGACUUCGAGACCCUGCAGGCGUACAGACUCAAUGUUCUCAUGGUUAACGACAGGAACGCCAGGCUGGAGCAUCAGGUGGUCGUGGAUAUUUUGGACGUGAACGACAAUGCUCCGCUCCUGCAGGCGUGGGAUGGAUCUGUGCAGGAGAACUCCGCCAGCACGCUUAUCACUACCAUCAGGGCUGUAGAUAAGGACGCCUCGCCGCAGUAUAGACAGCUACGAUACUCCUUCGACGCCACGGCACCGCACGAUGUAGUCAGUAAAUUCGCGCUCAAAUCCAACGGGGAGCUUUGGAGUACGCGACGCCUGGACCGGGAGGAGCAGAGCCAGUACCGGGUGCCCAUCAGGGUGACCGACGGCAUGCCAGGGCACGCGCGAGUCACCAUCUACUGGAUCACGGUACAAGACGUCAACGAUGUGCCACCUGUGUUCGACCGGUCGCUGGGCGUAUACGAGGUGCAGCUGCCGGAGAACAGGAAGGUCGGCAAGCCCACUGGGAUUCGCCUCGCUGUGGACGACGCUGACCUGGUCAACCAGUUUGCCUUCGAUAUCAUCAGCGGGAACGAGGAAGGAAAGUUUGGUAUUGACGCCAUCUCCAGGACUCUCAUAGUAGCCACUCCUCUCGAUUACGAUGAUCCGGUGAACGACAGAAAUUUCACGCUUCGGAUCCGCGUGAAUGAUGGCGCGAACUCCCCAGCUGAGACAGACGUGGUGGUGGCGGUGGUGAAUGUAAACGACCAGCAGCCAGUGUUCCAGCGAGGCAAUUAUUCCUUCGAGGUGACCGAGAAUACCGACUGCUCCGUCACUCUUGGCCAGGUGAGUGCGUUGGACCCCGACCUGCCGCCCUCCGCCACUCAAGAUCUCGUGUACUUCCUGCCGCCGGACGAGCAGACUAACUUCACCAUCGACGCCCACUCCGGCCACCUUUCCGUCAAAGGCUGCCUGGACAGAGAGGCUGCGACAGAUGGCAUAGUGAUUCUGUACCCGCGGGCCACAGACGAGGGCGGGGAAGGCCACGAUGCUGAGCCCACCGUCGUGCAGGUCACCAUCCUCGACCUCAACGAUAACUACCCGCACCUGGUCCGCCCGCCUCAGAGUUACGCCAAGGUAAUGGAAAACCUCGAACCUCAUAUGGUGGAGCCCGUGGUGGUUCAGCUAGGGGACUCAGACGCUCCGGAACAUGGGUGUCCCUGCUCCCUGGCAUUCCACUCCUCCACCUCAGACGCUCUCAGGGACAAGUUUAACCUCACACCCCUCGGCAGAUCCCGCUACCGCCUGAGUCCCGCCGUGGUGCUGGACCGGGAGCAACAGAAGGUGUACCGCCUUUUCUUCACGGCGCGGGACAGGCAAGGUGUGGCGGGCACGCGGCGCCUCACGCUGGAGGUGGGCGACGAGAACGACUCCCCGAUGACAGACGGCACGACCACCAUCCGCGUGUACGACUACCAAGGCCAGUUCCCCUCCAUGGUGGUCGGGUCGGUGCACGUGACGGACAGUGACGACCACGACCGCCAGGACAAGACCUUCCAACUGGAGCCGAGCAGUGGCCUGGAGGCGGCGACACACUUUACGGUGGACCUGUACACUGGGGACAUCACCAUGUUGAGGGGCACGCCGGCUGGCACGCACACCCUUACAGUCACGGUGCACGACAGCUUCCGCGGGGAGGAGGCCGUGGGGCAGGCCGUCAUCAGCGUGGUGGAGCUGACGCAAGAAGCCCUCGCUCAGUCUGGUUCCCUCAGACUGGCUAACACUUCCGCCGCGGGGAUGCUGCAGCAGACCACACCAGGCGCCACUGGAACCAGCCUUUACGAGCGGCUCAGGAAACAGAUCGCCAGCAUUCACCAGGUCUUCGAGGACGAGGUAGACGUGUUCUCGCUGCAGGACUCCCCGGGGCAGCUCGGUGUAGAUGUGCAGUACAGCUGUCGCGGUUCCUCCUUCUGCAGUGCCUCCCGCCUCAACGCACUCCUGCUGAGAAGGAGGCAACAGGUGUCUGCGGCGCUAGGCGUGGAUGUCUCCCUUGUGGAUAUCAACGCGUGCCUCUACGAAGCCACGUCUCCUUGUGGCGGCCACAGCUGCCAACACACUCUCCGGCCUAACCUUACCAGGCCACUCGUGAUCUCUGAUGUCUCUGCCUCCCUUGUCGCUGUAGAAGUCGUGAGGGAUUAUACGUGCAGCUGCGGACCGUUGGAGCCUCCUCCGUCCGUGUGCUACCCAGGCUUUUGCUUCAAUGAGGGAGUGUGUCGAGUUAGAAACAACACCCUCACCUGCCAGUGCCGCGACUCCAUCAACUACGGCCCGCGGUGUGAACUUCUGACGGCCAGUUUUGAGAAUACCUUCGCUUGGUACCAACCGCUGACCGUGUGCGAACGUUCCUCCCUCACAAUCAUCUUUGAAAGCCACGACAAGAGCGGCGUCCUGUUGUACACGGGGCCGACCAUUCCCUCGCCUUGGCCGGAUUAUCCUAGAGACUUCCUGUACGUCAUUCUGCGGGACUGGGUAGUGGAGACUUUCCUGGAUCUCGGGACAGGGACCAUGAACAUCUCAGUCCCCGUCGAAGCAAACAGUUUUAAAGCCUUCCAGUACAUCCUCACGUGGGGCGAAGGAGGCGUGACGGUCGAGGUGGUCAACUGUGGUAUCAACGCGACCAGACAUGCUAACCGUAAGCCGUGCAGGAAAAAUGUGCCACUGGCGAUGUUGACCACCAGCAGUAGCAGCCCCAGCCACCUGCUCAACGCCCAGGGACCUCUUCAGGUGGGCGGUGUCGCAUCCACGGUCAGUUUCCUCCAGUUAGCAGAUUCUUAUGGGUGGACGCUAACGCCGCCCAGUGCCUCACCCUUCAGCGGCUGUGUGCUGGAGUUACGGCAGAACGACCACCUCUACGACCUCAAUGCUACGGACUUCAGCAAGAGUGCCAUCCAGCCCUGCGACGUCCCCAGGACAUCGCGGGUGGUGCUGGGCAGGCGCUCCCUGAUCAUCAUCCUCGCCAGCCUCCUCAGUCUCUUGCUACUGGUGGUGAUGAUCGUAUGUCUGGUGCGCCGGGGCAUCAACUCCCUCACACACACUGACGUGGACGGCGACAUGGUCAAGGAGACGAUGGGCAACACUGACCUGGAGGGGUUCGGCGAGAAGGACGAGACUCACUUCGAGCUCAAAUUCCUGCAGGCGACCCCGGACGGUCAUGUGGUGGGCGACGAGAACGAGAGGGCGCUUCCAGACGUGGCCCAGGACGCCUGCCUGAGGGACACCAGCGCCCCACUUCCCCAGCAGGUGCCCGAGGGACUCACCAUCGGGAACUAUAUCAGGGAGAGCAUUGUGAAGGUGAAUCAUCAUCAGCAGCAGCAGGAGUUGGAGGACUUGAGGCACUACAGUGUGGAAGGGGACGAGAUGUCAGCUGCCUCCCUUUCCUCUCUGACAUCCGAUCCCGAAUUCCCAGGAUCCUCGCGGAGUGAUAUGAUCUUCGACUGCCGGACGGAUUGGUGUCAAAGAUUUGAAAAGCUUGCACAAAUCUACCGUGCGCAGACCAAGGCCAGCGAGAUGAGUGAGGACGGGCCCCUCAGUAUCCAAGAUAAACUGUCCAGGAGCCCGUCAUUCCUGCCUCCUGAAACCACAAGUGAUAUCAAGAAUGAGGCUCUACAUUCUCCUCCGUCUCCCGCUCCUUCCUCACCGAUCUCCUCCAUGGGGGCGGGUAUCAGGUUCUCUUACGUUAAGUCCCAUCCUGAGCGGCCGCACGUGCCCGUCCUCGUCCUCAAAAGCAUUGCCAGUGAGUCUCUAACAUCUGGCCACCGAAGUAAGUCUAAUGACUGUAUUCAGAUGUCCUCACAUCCCUUAUCGGAAGAAGCAUACGCACCCUUGCAUUCCUUUACACUGAAAUCUAGCACAAAGAGAGUAGUUCCUCGAUCUUUACCUAUAAAUCAAACGCAGAAAUUGAUUUCUUCCUCAACUUCCUCCUCUUCCUCCCUACUUUAUAAACAUCAGCUGAACGCGCACACCGUCUCAGGAAGCAAGCACCAGCCUGAAGCGACAGUCACCACCAUCAGCAACUUGUACACCAAUCCCGCUCAGCGCUCCUCCACAGUCACCAAGCCAACGCACAGUAUUCCUGACAUGCCAGCCCAGGCUUCAAAGGAACCUGUCGUGAAUGGACACUUGGUCAGUCACUCCAACCCUCGCCAGUGCUCAACAAAAGCAGCGGCCUUAACAGGUCUCUCAGGCUCCAAUACGUGUGACAGCAAGAAAGUAACCACGUCUGGGAAACCAGUGAAAGGUGUGGAAACUUGGUGUUGAUGAGACGUAAGAGUAGAGGAAAUUUACUGUACAUUAGUGAACUCAAAAACACUGGUGAGCCUCCCGACCUUUUGCUCAAGUGAACUUCAUUGAUAUAAGCAUUGUGUUUCCUCAGUGGGUGACGAGCGAACUGUAUCAACAGGUGGUGCGAAUGCUCAGUGGAAUGCUUCUGUCUCGAUUGGGACUGAUUGCAAUCAUAUAAUCCCCUCUUUUCAUAAUUAAAAACAAAUUACAUCGUUAA
Messenger RNA from Portunus trituberculatus (swimming crab), 6710 nucleotides. RefSeq names its product DE-cadherin-like. Gene Ontology annotation, molecular function: cadherin binding; calcium ion binding. Lineage: Eukaryota; Metazoa; Arthropoda; Malacostraca; Decapoda; Portunidae. The record is from RefSeq and is a predicted model, not a curated record. Gene Ontology annotation, cellular component: catenin complex; plasma membrane; adherens junction. Gene Ontology annotation, biological process: cell morphogenesis; adherens junction organization; multicellular organism development. The transcript is spliced from 33 exons. The coding region runs from base 74 to 6469 and encodes 2131 amino acids.